Molecule: messenger RNA, 1311 nt
Organism: Caenorhabditis angaria
Lineage: Eukaryota; Metazoa; Nematoda; Chromadorea; Rhabditida; Rhabditidae
Source: the annotation of a GenBank genome assembly
AUGAAUAAUAUUCUAUUAUCAUCGUAUUUUGUUGGUAUUCUCAUGAUGAUAAUGAUGAUUUUGGCAUCGUCGAGUUUGGCUGAAGUGCAACAACAGGAAUAUGAUGCAUUGGGAGAUUUGGAUGAUUUCUUCGAUAUGUCAGAAGUCGGCGAUCUGGGAGCUGAUAAUUCGACAAGUCGGCUUGAUUCAGCAGUCAAAACCACCGCUGCCAAAGUUGUUGUGAUUACAAAAAAAGCUACGAAACCUCCAAAUAAGACUACAAAACCUCCGAAGAUUCUAACCAAGGCCACAACUACCAAAGUUCCGAGCACCAAGGCUACAACUACAAAGGCUCCAGAUACUACGGUACAAACUUCUACAGUUGCCAAAACCACGACUACUGUAGCUCCAACUACUACUGUAGCUCCAACAACUACAGUAGCUCCAACAACUACUGUAGCUCCAACCACUACAGUAGCUCCAACAACUACUGUAGCUCCAACCACUACAGUAGCUCCAACCACUACGGUAGCUCCAACCACUACAGUAGCUCCAACGACUACUGUAGCUCCUACUACUACAGUAGCUCCGACUACAACAGUAGCUCCAACUACUACAGUAGCUCCAACAACUACUGUAGCUCCAACAACUACUGUAGCUCCAACGACUACUGUAGUUGUGACCACAGUAGUUCCAACAACUACUGUAGUUCCAACGACUACUAUAGCUCCAACAACUACUGUAGUUCCAACUACAGUAGCCACAGCGAAACCUUCAACUACUGUAGUUCAGACUGAUGCGCCGACAACAAAACAAGCUACAGCACCAGUCACAGUUGCUGCAACUACAAAACAAGCUGCACCUAUAACUAUCCCACCAAAUCCAAAGCCAGUGACAACAUCUAGAGUUGAAUCAAAGCCAGUUACAGCAGCCCAGACAGCUGCAAAGUGAGUUUGAGUUUGAAAAUUCAGAAAAAAAAAUUUUAUUUUUAUUUUUCAGGAAGUCAAAAACAAUCACAGUUGAAUUGAUUUUAUCCUCCCUAAUGCUGGUUGCGAGUACAAUUUCCCUGGUCGCCUCAUAUUUUUCAUUCGAAGCCAAACGUUCAAUCAAGAAGAAGACAAAGUAAGUGGGGGGCCCUACAGUAAUCUUUUUGUUUUGUAUAGACAUUGUAUCAAAGAACAUUAUUUCAAGUGCAUCACUUUUUUCACAUGACUUAUUUGUUAGAAUAAUAUUUUUCUCAUUUUUAUAAAAAUUUCCAAUUUUUGCAGAGAACUUGGCAAAACGAAGAAGCCUGAAAAAAAUGCGGACAACAAAACCAAAAGUGUGGAAUGA